GGACGUGGGAUCAAGUGCUACCAGUGUGACUCAGCGAAGAGUUGGGAUCACUGUGUUCCUGGAAGCAAUACAGAGUGUUCAGCCGGCCUGGAUUCCUGUGUUAAAUUUGAAGGUCAAGCAGAAUUCCAGGGUGUAACUCGUAAAUAUUUUUACAAAGGAUGCGCCUUGAAAUCGAGAUGCACAGACAAAGUUUGUAAAAUAGUGUUACCAUCAUCAGCUACGAUCAAAAAGUGUGACGUCAGUUGCUGCCAAAGUGACCUGUGCAAUGGAGCCAAAGUACCAGUAGUCAGCGGCUUCCUGUUUUUGGCCUGCGCCCUCGUGGCUUUUUUUUUCUUAAAUCGUAUAUUUUCUGUUUGA
Molecule: messenger RNA, 357 nt
Organism: Porites evermanni
Lineage: Eukaryota; Metazoa; Cnidaria; Anthozoa; Scleractinia; Poritidae
Source: the annotation of a GenBank genome assembly